AUGGAUGGUAAUAAAUUAACAGCUACCGAAGAAAUUCAAGUGAUUCUACCGACUACAAACAGUGACAGUAAUCUCAUUGAAGAACUUUGCUUGUCCAAAGAAACGUCAUGUGGGUUGUGGUUUAUCAGAGGAAAAUGUUUGGAAAAAUUUGCAAAUAAAAAGGCUUACGUGUUUCUGUACGGUAUAUUAGGAUGCGCUUUUUCGGCCGCUUAUGCUUAUUUUAAUGGUACCAUUACUACUCUGGAAAAGAGGUUCAAAAUACCCAGCAGAACUACAGGCAUAAUAUCUGUUGGUAACGAUUUAAGUCAACUUCUAGUCUCUGUAAUUUUAAGUUAUUAUGCAGGAAGAGGACAUAGACCUAGAUGGAUGGCUUUGGGCAUGUACUCUGUUGUACUGUUCUGUUUGUUGUCCGCAAUGCCACAUUUUCUCUACGGAGGCGGUGAAGAUGCUCUCUCUCUAACUCUAGAGCACAAGGUUUAUAACAAUUCUACGCUUGACGAUAACAUAAAUGCUUUACAAAAUGCUGAAAAAGAUUUGUGUCUCGGAAAACAUAAAGCUAAUCUAAAUUGUCAUAAAGAAGAAGGAAACGUUUCUCCACAGCUCAUUUUAUUUCUUGCUCAAUUCGUUUCUGGGAUAGGAGGUUCUUUAUAUUACACCUUAGGAGUUUCCUACAUGGAUGACAAUAUCAGAAGAUCUAAAACACCCGCUCUUUUAAGUUUUACUUAUUUUAUUCGAAUGCUAGGUCCAGCUUUAGGUUACGGACUGGCGUCAAUAUGUUUAAAAUUAUAUAUAAACCCAACGUUAACUCCUACCAUUGACAAUCAUGAUCCAAGAUGGUUAGGUGCUUGGUGGUUAGGAUGGAUCAUUUUAUCUGUGGUGAUAUUUAUUUUGUCAACAUUGCUAGCAUUAUUUCCAAAGCAGUUACCUAGAGCCGCUGUCAGAAAGGAGUUACUAAAAAGGCAGAUAUCAAGACAAAUCUCUUCACUACAAUCAAAUAUAUCUUCGAGUAAACUGGAAGCUGAAUUACCACCUUCAUUUAAAGACAUGAUCAAAACCUUCAAAAGAGUAAUGAAAAACCCUACUUUAAUGAUGAACAAUUUCGCUGCUGUGUUUUAUUUCUUGGGAUACAUGCCAUAUUGGAUAUUUUUACCAAAAUAUAUAGAGACGCAGUAUAGACAAUCAGCUUCGGCUUCAAGCUUAAUAACUGGAAGUGUAGGACUGAUAUUUUCUGCUGUAGGAAUACUAGUCACCGGCAUACUUAUAUCUAAGUACAGACCGAAAGCUAGGAAAUUAGCAGCUUGGAACGUUGUAGUUGGAAUUACAACUGUCUGUGGAAUUGUGUCUUAUGCUUAUCUGGGAUGUUCAGAUUUAGAUAACAGUCUGUCUCUAUUAUCUAACAAAGACUUGAGCCCGAUAUCUAAAUGCAAUUUGGACUGUCAUUGCAACUAUAUGAAGUACAACCCAGUUUGUUCCCAAGACGGUAGAACAACAUACAUAUCGGCAUGUCAAGCAGGUUGCCGACAUGUCAGCAGAAUAAAUGGAUCGAAUGUAUUUACUGAUUGUACAUGUAUUAGAAAAGAUGAAACGGUCGCAUCCGAACCAAUGAUAAAAAUGAAAAAGACAUCUCAAGUAGAAAAAGGAUCGGAAGACGAGAGAAAAUCUGAGAGUGGGUUUGCGAUUCCCGGACGUUGCCAAGUUGAUUGUCUUACUCAAUUUUAUACGUUCUUAAUCGUCGUUUGUCUAUUAAAGUUUGUCGGAGCUACAGGGCGAACUUCCAAUUUUCUGGUAACAGUCAGAUGUGUAGAUGAUAAAGAUAAAUCAGUAGCAAUGGGAUUUGGACUGAUGUUGAUGAGCCUCUGUGCGUUCGUACCCUCGCCAAUUUUGUUUGGAGUUAUUUUAGACAAGGCUUGUUUGGUUUGGGGCAGGACUUGUGCAGGGAACGGGAACUGCUGGCUGUAUAAUGGCGAAACAUUAAGAUAUACCAUGAAUUUCACAGCUGCAACGUUUGUAUUCAUCGGCACCUUAUUUGACGUGGGGGUAUGGUACUUCGUCAAAGACUUAGAAAUAUUCGAAGAAGAAUUAGAACUACAAUUAGAAAAACCAAUUAAUUAA
Psylliodes chrysocephalus is the source of this 2112-nucleotide messenger RNA. NCBI's taxonomy places the organism in Eukaryota, Metazoa, Arthropoda, Insecta, Coleoptera, Chrysomelidae. The record is from the annotation of a GenBank genome assembly.